Debaryomyces hansenii CBS767 is the source of this 453-nucleotide messenger RNA. RefSeq lists its product as uncharacterized. The transcript has a single exon. Gene Ontology annotation, cellular component: membrane. The record is from RefSeq and is a predicted model, not a curated record. NCBI's taxonomy places the organism in Eukaryota, Fungi, Ascomycota, Pichiomycetes, Serinales, Debaryomycetaceae. Bases 1 to 453 code for a protein of 150 amino acids.
AUGAUCAUAUACGGUUCAUUGAUUCUGACUCCAAUAUCACACCAAUUGUAUGCUAUUUUAAACAAAAUUUAUAAGGGACCCAAUUUAUCCCCAAUUAUGAAAGUCGCUCAAAUAUUGACCUCAUUAUCUGUGAUUACCCCAACGUUGGCAGCAGUUUUUGUUAGUUGGUUGUCUUUUAUAAAUAACUACGGCUUACCUACAAAAGGCUUCAACAUCAUAAAUGAGAUAAAGAAGAUAGGGGCAAUCAUUAAAAACGGAUUGAAGAAAAGUUACUUACCUAUUUUAAAAUCAUCUCUUGUGACUUCAACGUGUACGAUGAUUAUUGCUCAAAAGUUUAUUCAACCAGAAUUGUGGGUUGUUUUCUUCAACCUUGUUUUCUUUGUAUUGGCUACGAUGCAAAAUACGAAGGUGAAGAAGCAACAACAAGAGUUACUUAAGAAGAAGGAUGACUAG